This is a messenger RNA of Aspergillus clavatus NRRL 1, 624 nucleotides long. Its product is annotated as Ran family GTP-binding nuclear protein. The record is from RefSeq and is a predicted model, not a curated record. Gene Ontology annotation, molecular function: GTPase activity; GTP binding. Gene Ontology annotation, biological process: ribosomal subunit export from nucleus; protein import into nucleus. The coding region runs from base 1 to 624 and encodes 207 amino acids. Lineage: Eukaryota; Fungi; Ascomycota; Eurotiomycetes; Eurotiales; Aspergillaceae. The transcript is spliced from 5 exons. Gene Ontology annotation, cellular component: nucleus; cytoplasm.
AUGGCUGAACAGCAGGUACCAACCUUCAAGCUCGUCCUUACCACCUUCGUCAAGCGCCAUCUUACUGGUGAAUUCGAGAAGAAGUACAUUGCGACUCUCGGUGUCGAAGUACACCCUCUGUCCUUCACCACCAACCUGGGACAGAUUCAGUUCGACGUAUGGGAUACUGCCGGUCAGGAGAAGUUCGGUGGUCUGAGAGAUGGAUACUACAUCAACGGCCAGUGCGGUAUCAUCAUGUUCGAUGUCACCUCCCGUAUCACCUACAAGAACGUUCCCAACUGGCACCGUGAUCUCGUCCGUGUCUGCGAGAACAUCCCCAUUGUUCUCUGCGGUAACAAGGUCGACGUUAAGGAGCGCAAGGUGAAGGCCAAGACCAUCACUUUCCACCGCAAGAAGAACCUCCAGUACUACGACAUCUCCGCCAAGUCCAACUACAACUUCGAGAAGCCCUUCCUGUGGCUUGCUCGCAAGCUGGUCGGCAACCCUGCUCUGGAAUUCGUUGCUGCUCCCGCUCUCGCUCCCCCUGAGGUUGCUGUCAACCCCGAGCUCAUGGCUCAGUACGAGAAGGAAAUGGAGGCCGCCACCAACAUGCCCCUGCCCGACGAGGACGACCAGGAUCUGUAG